UUAGAGAAUAGCACUGUCGAGUUUAUAUCGUAUAAAAACCGGGGAGACAAAAGCCCGUCCUUCUUUCAUCUUCUUCAGUUUCUUCUGACUGAAAGAAACGCACGUACCCAAAAUUCAGUUUUUAUUUGUACAAACGAAAACCAAAACAGGCAAAAGCUUCAAUUUGCAAUUAUACAAAAAUCCCUAAUCUUGGAUUUUUAACGACAAGAAAAGAAUAAAAUUUUACACUUUAUUGUGUGCUGGCAUCCAGAGCAUGCUACAUUACUGAAUGGCGAACAACCCUCCAUAUUCCAGUAUGCAGCCUCUUCAGCCUCCCUUGGUCGGCUCCAUGGAUCCUCCCCGAAAUUUUGUCCCACCCAUGCCUAUGCAAUUUCGCCCGGUUGUUCCAGCGCAGCAGUCACAGCAGUUCAUUCCUGUGGCUUCUCCACAUUUUCAGCCUGUUGGCCGAGGUGUCCCUUUCAUGAAUGCUGGAUUGCCUUCUCAACCGCCGCAGUCCCAAUUUCCUCCAUCUGUGCAGCAAUUUCCAUCAAGGCCCGGACAACCAGGCCACGGUCCACCUCCAUCACAGGUCAUUUCAUUGCCAAAUGCUCAGGCAAACAGGCAUGUUACAUCUGGAUCAUCACUGCCUCCACCUAGUGUUCCAACUUCAAUUAACUAUGCGCCCGGUUUAGGUGGCCCAGGAGCACCUCUCUCUUCUUCGUAUACUUUUGUGCCAUCAUCUUAUGGGCAACCACCAGUGGCUGCUAAUACUGUAAGUCAGUAUCAGCCAAUAUCUCAAAUGCGUCCGCCGAGUAUUCCUGCUGGUGGACUGGCUGGGUCAUCAUCCGUAAAUCAGAGCAUUACUCCUGUUACACCUAUGCAGCUUAAUGGGGAACAAUCUUCAGUUACCAAUGGUGGUGUUCUGGCAACAGAUCUCCAUCCUACAAAGCCCAAUGAAGAGACCACAAUGGACUGGAAGGAGCAUUUAGCUGCUAACGGAAGGAGGUAUUAUUACAAUAAGAGGACAAGACAAUCUAGUUGGGAGAAGCCUUUUGAGUUGAUGACACCAAUUGAGAGAGCAGAUGCUUCAACUGAAUGGAAGGAAUUUGCAAGUCCUGAGGGAAGAACGUAUUACUACAACAAGACUACCAAGCAGUCAAAAUGGGAAAUCCCUGAAGAAUUGAAGUUGGCCCGCAAGCGACUUGAAAAGGCAUCUCUAGUGGAAGCACAGGCUGAUACCUUGGCAAAUUCUCAUGUCCCAGCUUUUGUUCCUCCAUCUGUGGAUAAAGCACCAUCUGUAGCAGAUGCUUCAUCUUUAACAGCUCAAGUAACACCUUCCAGCCCAGUUCCGGUCACUCCUGUUGCUGCUGCUGUUGAUUUGCAAUCUCAGCCAGCUUCUGAAUCACCAGGCUUAGCUGUUAUGGCAUCUUCUCUAACUAGCAACUCAGAUGAAGUUCAGACAACUGAGAAUAUUGUUUCUACUGUUUCUGGAAGUUCUGAAGUAACUGCGACAGGGGUUGAUAUCUCAACUGCACCAAUGAACAACUCCAGCAGCUUUUUAAGUCAAGAUAAUUCUAGUUCUGCAAAUAAUGCUAUUUCACAAGAUAAAGAGGAAGCAUCAAAAGAUGUAGCAGGAAGUGAAAAAGUCAAUAGUAUUGGAAUUGAAGAAAAAAUAGUUAGUCAGGAGCCCUUAACUUACACUGAUAAGCUGGAGGCAAAGAAUGCAUUCAAAGCACUUCUGGAAUCUGCAAGUGUUGGGUCUGACUGGACCUGGGACCAGGCCAUGAGAGUGAUAAUUAACGACAGAAGAUAUGGUGCACUGAGAACACUUGGAGAGCGGAAGCAAGCAUUUAAUGAGUACUUGAGUCAGAAGAAAAAGCAGGAUGCUGAAGAAAGGCGGAGUAAGCAGAAAAAAGCAAGGGAGGAAUUCAAGAAUAUGCUGGAAGAGUCUAAAGAGCUGACGUCAACCAUGAGAUGGAGCAAAGCAGUGACAUUAUUUGAAAAUGAUGAGCGUUUUAAAGCUGUUGAACGAGAAAGAGACCGCAGAGAUAUAUUUGAUUCUUUCUUGCAGGAACUUGGAGAUAAGGAACGAGCGAAGGCGCAGGAAGAGCGCAAGCGGAAUAUUAUGGAGUAUAGGCAGUUUUUGGAAUCUUGUGACUUCAUUAAGGCAAGUACACAAUGGCGAAAAGUUCAAGAUCGGUUGGAGGCAGAUGAAAGGUGUUCUCGUCUUGAAAAAAUUGACCGUUUGGAAAUUUUCCAGGAUUAUUUACGUGAUUUGGAGAAGGAAGAGGAGGAGCAGAGGAAGAUCCAGAAGGAAGAACAGAGAAAGGCAGAGCGUAAAAAUCGUGAUGAAUUCCGCAAGCUGUUAGAAGAACAUGUUGCAGCAGGCACUAUGACAGCUAAAACUCACUGGCGUGAUUACUACUUGAAGGUUAAAGAUUUACCUGCAUAUUUAGCUGUUGCAUCAAACACCUCAGGUUCAACUCCAAAAGAUCUGUUCGAAGAUGUUUUAGAGGAGCUAGAGAAACAGUAUCAUGAGGAUAAAUCUCGUAUUAAGGAUGCUGUGAAAUUGAAAAAGGUUGCUAUGGCAUCGACCUGGACACUUGAUGAUCUUAAGGCUGCCAUUGUGGAGGAUAUUAGCUCACCAUCUAUAUCAGACAUGAACCUAAAGAUAGUAUUUGAUGAAUUGCUGGAAAGAGCAAAGGAGAAGGAGGAGAAAGAAGCAAAGAAGCGUAAACGUCUUGCGGAUGACUUUCUUAAUUUAUUGCAUUCUACUAAGGAUAUAACUGCAUCUUCAAAGUGGGAGAGUUGUAAAGAACUUUUUGAAGGUAGCCGAGAGUUCAGUUCUAUCAAUGAAGAGAGUAUCUGCCAGGAUAUAUUUGAGGAGUACAUAGCUCAAUUGAAAGAACAUGCAAAGGAGAAUGAGAGGAAACGGAAGGAGGAAAAGGCAAAAAAGGAAAAAGAGAGAGAGGAAAAAGACAGGAGAAAGGCUAAGCAUAGAAGGGACAAAGACAGAGGACAUGAAAGGGAAAAGGAGCACAUGAAGAAGGAAGAAGCAGACACUGGAAGUGCUGAUACAACAGAUGAUCAUUUUAAUAAUGAUAACAAAAGAUCAGUGAAUGACAGUAACAAAAAACAAAGGAAGAGGCAUCAUGAUGCGGAGGAUGAUCUAAAUGAGAGUGAGAAAGAUAGGUCUAAGAGUUCCCAUAGGCAUAGUAGUGACCACAAAAAAUCAAAAUGGCAUGCCUCCACUCCUGAUUCAGAUGGUGAAAGCAGGCAUAAGAGGCAUAAGAGAGAUCAUCGUAAUGGUUCUCGUAGAUAUGGCGAUCAUGAAGAGCUUGAAGAUGGGGAGUUUGGCGAGGAUGGGGAAACUCGGUAGUUAUCUCAUCCUACAGGUGAAUUUCUUAUGCAACAUUUGGAGGAGGCAUGAUAUGCAACUGAUCUGCCUAUGCUAAAAUACCUUUUUGACGCUCCAAUCUGCUGUGGUUGUUCGGUUGUCUCAGAAGCAAGUCCAUGUCUGUGAGCUUUGUGGCAGUUGAAAUCCUGCCGGCCGAGAUUAGGGCGAAUGAACUUGUAUAAUAUUAACUUCAGGAUCUUUUUGGUGCUGAAAAUCCUCUUCUUCAAAUUGCUCCUUGAUAGUCUUCUUUGGUGGUUGUUCAACACCAUCCUUUCUGAAAGAUAAAUGUCCAAUAUAAAGGGUUCCUGUUGCUCUUGGAGAUGCUCCCUUAGUUGUUUUGAUGAAGAAGCAGCCAUUUACAUCCUUCAGAAUUCAGUGCUAGAUUUGGUGGAGAAGGUGACCUGCAAUGUGUUAGAUGGAAUUGACAGGGUAUGUCUGUCAAAUUGAAGGCUAUAUAUGAGCAGGUGAUGUGGUGUUUUGGAGACUUAAACAGCUUAGGCGGAGUAGGUCUGAGCAAGAUUAUUGGAUUUUGUGGUCUAAUCUUGUGGCCUCAUCAAUCAAUAAUGACAUUGCCAAUUCCUCAACUUUUGGCUGUUCCCAAUCAAUCACUGGGUUCCAUUGACUCUGCAUCAACAUAUAUACAAAAAUAAAAUAAAAUCCUACAUGAUAAUAUCCUAAAGUUUGUAUGGUCUCUUGCAGCUUUGUCUUGUGUGAACAACCACAAGGCAAAUUGAAUGUCUACACAUGCAUGAUGGUAGUCUGUCUGUCUACGAUCUAAGGAAAUUCUUUCAUUUUUCA
This is a messenger RNA of Ricinus communis (castor bean), 4174 nucleotides long. Its product is annotated as pre-mRNA-processing protein 40A. Gene Ontology annotation, biological process: mRNA cis splicing, via spliceosome. The transcript is spliced from 30 exons. Gene Ontology annotation, cellular component: U2-type prespliceosome; U1 snRNP. Gene Ontology annotation, molecular function: RNA binding; protein binding. Lineage: Eukaryota; Viridiplantae; Streptophyta; Magnoliopsida; Malpighiales; Euphorbiaceae. The coding region runs from base 269 to 3358 and encodes 1029 amino acids. The record is from RefSeq and is a predicted model, not a curated record.